AUGUUUUUGAACCUUGGUCUUAUCAUUUGUUCAUUCCUUAUCUACAUUUACAGAAUAUUUUAAAUUAGUUGGCAUUUGGCAUUUAACAUGUUGACAUAUUCAUAUUCUUAUAUAUCAUGUAUAUGGAGUCAUUUGCAUUUCCAGAAUCUUCAUCAACUCAGUUCUUGAUUUCCGCGUUUAAUUUAGUCACUCAUCGAUCGAUAUCAGGCGAAGAAAUGCAGUUUGUGUUGUUGAGACAUUGAAACAGAAACACCCCUUGUGUGUAUAUUGCAUUGUUCUUGAUCUUGACUUGUUUACUUUUCGCGAAAAAAAUGAGUAUUCAGAACUAUGAGUUACCAAGUGAUUACAACUUGGAAUUCCCACAGAUGGGAUUUUGUUUUCAGCCGGAAAAUGAUCACCAACAGCAACAGCAGCAGCAAAAUUUGUGGCCUAGUAAUGAUUCAUCAUCAUCAUCAAGAAGUAUGAUAAGUCGAAUCGGAUCAUCACCUUCAGGUUUUUUUGCUACUGAGAGGUACCUUGGAUUAACACAAUAUGAAUACCAAGACAACAAUAACAACAAUAGUUGUUCUCAACUGUCAAAGAAUCAUGAUCCUCAAGUAGCGGCGUUUACUCAGCAAUGUGGAAAUGGAUUCUUGGUCACUUCAUCAUCAGCACGAGUUGACACCGAUAUUCCAAGGAUUUCAAUGCCAUCAUUCAUCAGACCACUUGAUUCUCAUGGACUCUAUGGAAAUCCUUUUAGUAAUCUAUCAGAAAAAGAGAGGGUUUUGCUUCUUAAGAGUAAGUUGUUUAGAGAAAUUGAUAGUUCAAACAGGCAGCCUGCUGCUUCGAUGACUUUUCAAGGAAAUCAAGACUAUGGUGUCUCAAAUAAUACAUGUGGUUUUAACUUGGUACAUAUAAGGCAACAAUCUGGAAGUCAAUCAGCAAAUAGUUAUAACAACUCUGGAUGUUCAGGAGGAUCUUUAUCGAGUAAGACACGAAUCAGGUGGACUCAGGAUCUCCACGAUCGAUUUGUUGAGUGUGUAAACCGUCUUGGAGGAGCUGACAAGGCGACGCCAAAGGCAAUACUAAAGCUGAUGGAUUCAGAAGGCUUAACCAUUUUUCAUGUAAAAAGUCAUCUUCAGAAAUAUCGAAAUGCAAAGUUCAUCCCUGAAUCGACAGAAGGAAAAACUGAGAAAAUGGACAAACAGAAUAACGUGACACAGAUCGACGGCAAAACUGGAAUGCAAAUCAAAGAAGCACUGCAUAUGCAGCUAGAAGUCCAGAGGCGUCUUCACGACCAACUAGAGAUUCAGCGAAAGUUACAGUUGAGGAUCGAAGAACAAGGGGAGCAACUGAAGAAGAUAUUUGAACAACAACAACAAACAACCAGGAGCCUCUUGGAGACGCGGAAUUCAAGCAUUUCAUCUCAUGCUGAUCCGUUCAGCCCACACGAAGAUGAAGUUUUCGUUGCAGAAAGCUUCGAUAAUUCCCAUUUCCAAUCUAAAAUAAGCUACAAUGACAUGGAAACAACAUUUGUUUGACAUUUUUUCAGAUAGUUGAUAUUAGCUUUCUGUAGAGCUAAUUUGCCUUACAAGCAAACUACACAAACAACGUAUAGUACAAAGGGCAGACACAAUAUCAUGCAAAAACUUAAGUACUACAUUCAUGCUAUAUAUUCAAUGGUUCUCUGGUGUGUGCAUAAGUACAAAAUUGUCUAAUGAUAGUUAUUUAAUAA
Capsicum annuum is the source of this 1714-nucleotide messenger RNA. RefSeq names its product myb family transcription factor PHL5. Gene Ontology annotation, molecular function: DNA-binding transcription factor activity; DNA binding. NCBI's taxonomy places the organism in Eukaryota, Viridiplantae, Streptophyta, Magnoliopsida, Solanales, Solanaceae. The record is from RefSeq and is a predicted model, not a curated record. Bases 312 to 1520 code for a protein of 402 amino acids. The transcript is spliced from 7 exons.